CGUUGUUGAAAGAGAGAUAAUGUGGCAAGAGUUUUAGAUCUCGAUCGAUAAGAGCAGAAGAAGAAAUGCGGCGGCUUCUCGAGAUCUAGCCGUCUCUUUCACAGUACUUAAGAUGAAACAAGUUUUGAAGACGGAGCUAGGGUUUUGGUUUCUGUUCCAUUUCCACGCUGAAGACCUCUUCUCCUCUUUGGCUUGAUGACGACCAAGCGCGCUUACAAGCUACAGGAAUUUGUGGCGCACAGUUCCAGUGUCAAUUGCCUCAAAAUUGGAAGGAAGUCGUCGAGGGUUCUUGUCACAGGAGGGGAAGAUCACAAGGUGAACCUGUGGGCCAUUGGCAAACCCAACGCUAUAUUGAGUCUGCCUGGUCAUACGAGUGCAAUCGAGUCAGUAAGUUUUGAUUCUUCUGAGGCUUUGGUGGCAGCAGGAGCAGCAAGCGGCACAAUUAAGCUGUGGGAUCUAGAGGAGGCAAAGAUUGUUCGCACACUUACUGGGCACAGAUCAAAUUGUAUAUCAGUUGACUUUCAUCCUUUUGGGGAAUUCUUUGCAUCUGGUUCUUUAGAUACAAAUCUUAAGAUAUGGGAUAUCCGAAGGAAGGGAUGCAUCCACACAUACAAAGGCCACACACGAGGGGUCAAUGCCAUCAGAUUUACCCCCGAUGGUCGCUGGGUUGUUUCUGGUGGAGAAGAUAAUAUUGUGAAGCUGUGGGAUCUGACUGCCGGAAAGCUAUUGCAUGAUUUCAAGUGUCAUGAGGGCCAAAUUCAGUGCAUUGAUUUUCAUCCCCAUGAAUUUCUGCUGGCGACAGGUUCGGCUGAUAGAACUGUUAAAUUCUGGGACCUUGAAACUUUUGAGCUGAUUGGUUCAGCUGGUCCUGAGACCACUGGAGUGCGUUCUAUGACCUUCAAUCCUGAUGGAAGAACCCUCCUCUGUGGUUUGCAUGAAAGUCUGAAGAUUUUCUCUUGGGAGCCAAUAAGAUGCCAUGAUGCUGUGGAUGUGGGAUGGUCUAAAUUGUCGGAUAUGAACAUUCAUGAAGGGAAACUUCUUGGGUGCUCCUAUAAUCAGAGUUGUGUCGGAGUUUGGGUUGUGGAUAUUUCGCGCAUUGAACCAUAUGCAAUUGCUAGUGCGGCUCGAUCAAACAGUCAUCCAGAACCGAAAUCUACUUCAAUUGUGAAUCUAUCUGUACUAACUGGCAACAAUGAGAAGAUUAGCACAGGAAGGAUAUCAGUUAUACAAAAUUCUGAUCCUGUAGCUAAGGAAACAAAAACUUUGGGGAGGCUGUCGGUUUCGCAAAGUUCAGAUCCUAUGAAGGAAGCUAAACCUUUAUCAUCUACAGGAAGUAUUCCUGGUAUUCCACAAAGGGUCAGUGUAAGCUCUGUUCCAAAGACCACAGUGUCAAGUGCAGUGGCAGCACCUAGUGCAGCAACUCUAAAGAGGAAUAUUGCAAAGUCACCAUCCAAUCAUCCAGUCUUCAACAAGUCAGAUGUGAUUCCUGUUAUUGUCCCGAGGACUAAUGUGAGGCUGGAGCAGGCAUCUGAUUCCAAAAAAGAAAUUGCUGCAGCUGAAAGAACCCCAUUCUCCAUGCAGGCAAGGGUAACUGAUUUUAGGAAGCCGUCAAACAACAGGGUUGAUCAGGAAAGGCCAAAUAUUUCUGCUCACUCUGUAUCAACAGAUUAUAGGACUACUGAACUGAAUGAAGUUACAGAUCAGAAUUUCCUUCCUGCUGUUGAGAGGUCGAAUCCAGCAAUGUCAACGGCUGAUAGAGACUUGAAGGAUGCUAGAUGCCCUGGGCCUGGGAAACAUGGAAUGAAUCUUUCAUCGGAGCCAUCUGCAGGUUACCAGCAUGAAAGUUAUGAUGCUCGGGUGCAUAAAGUAAACAGAGAUGCCUGUUCUGCUGACAUUCAGAAAGGAGGAAAGACACGCUCACUUGUUGCAAGCUGGGAGAAGAGAGAGAGUUUUCCUGCGUAUGAAGGACCUACAUCCAGUAAUUCCUCUGAGACAACUGCUGCUGUUAACGUUCCCUUUAAUACGAGAGGGCGUCCCCCAUCUGCUGAGAAGGAAACAGUUUUUGCUAGCAACGAGGAUGCUAUUUCUGAUCUAAUGGAACAGCAUGAACAAUUUGUAGGCUCUAUGCGGUCUCGCUUAACCAAAUUACAGGUGAUCCGCCGAUAUUGGGAGAGGAAUGAUGUGAAGGGGGCGAUUGCUGCGAUGGAAAAGAUGGGUGAUCAUGCUGUGCUUGCUGAUGUAAUCAGCAUUUUUACUGAAAAAACUGAUAUGGUUACACUGGAUAUCUGCACAUGCCUCUUGCCGCUUCUUACUGUUCUUCUUGAAAGCAACAUGGAUAGGCAUUUAGGCAUCUCUCUGGAAAUGCUGCUGAAAUUAGUCAGAAUUUAUGGUUCUGUGAUCCAUUCCACGUUGUCAGCGUCGUCAUCUGUUGGUGUUGAUAUCCAGGCUGAACAAAGGCUGGAACGUUGCAAUCUAUGUUUUAUUGAGCUUGAAAAGGUCAAACACUUCCUUCCUUCUCUUGUUAGAAGAGGAGGGUCCAUUGCCAAGUCUGCACAGGAGCUGAACCUAGCUCUUCAAGAAGUUAUAUAAG
Telopea speciosissima is the source of this 2590-nucleotide messenger RNA. RefSeq names its product katanin p80 WD40 repeat-containing subunit B1 homolog KTN80.4-like. NCBI's taxonomy places the organism in Eukaryota, Viridiplantae, Streptophyta, Magnoliopsida, Proteales, Proteaceae. Gene Ontology annotation, molecular function: microtubule binding. The transcript is spliced from 18 exons. The coding region runs from base 196 to 2589 and encodes 797 amino acids. Gene Ontology annotation, biological process: microtubule depolymerization; microtubule severing. The record is from RefSeq and is a predicted model, not a curated record. Gene Ontology annotation, cellular component: katanin complex.